AUGCUGAGUAGGUUGUCAAGGCGUAGCUACUGCACUUCUGUUAAUCGGCCAUGGCUGUUUCUGGGAUUGGGCAAUCCCGGGGACAAAUACAAAGGGACAAGGCACAAUAUUGGGUUCGAAAUGAUUGAUGUUUUUGCUGAGUCAGUCGGGAUUCAGAUGAACUUGGUAAAUUUCAAGGCUUUAAUGGGACAAGGUUUGGUGGGCGAUCUUCCUGUUAUCCUGGCAAAGCCACAAACCUACAUGAACUUGAGCGGUGAAUCAAGUGGACCUCUCGCAGCGUAUUACAAGUUACCUCUCAAUCGUGUGCUUGUGGUGCACGAUGACUUGCAAUUGCCAUGUGGUGUUCUUCGUCUUCAAGAUAAAGGAGGCCAUGGAUGUCACAACGGGUUAAAAUCAGUAAUGCACCAUUUCCGUGGCAACAGGGAGUUUGCUAGGCUAAGAAUCGGAAUCGGAAAGCCUCCGGGACAAAUGGACCCAAAGGCGUUCUUGUUGCAGAAAUUCAGCAUGUCAGCUCGUGAACGGAUGGAUGGAGCAUUAGCAGAAGGAGUGGAAGCUCUGAAGCUGGUCUUAUCUAAAGACUUUGGAGAAAGCUGGAGAUUGUUCAACGUGGAACAGAAGUACAAACACUUAAAACAACACACAGUUAUUGCAGCUUGA
Messenger RNA from Microthlaspi erraticum, 657 nucleotides. The record is from the annotation of a GenBank genome assembly. NCBI's taxonomy places the organism in Eukaryota, Viridiplantae, Streptophyta, Magnoliopsida, Brassicales, Brassicaceae.